This is a messenger RNA of Ctenocephalides felis (cat flea), 1365 nucleotides long. RefSeq lists its product as uncharacterized. The transcript has 10 exons. The coding region runs from base 1 to 1365 and encodes 454 amino acids. Lineage: Eukaryota; Metazoa; Arthropoda; Insecta; Siphonaptera; Pulicidae. The record is from RefSeq and is a predicted model, not a curated record.
AUGCUAGCAAAUUUCAAAACAUUUGAAUCUUUUCAACUUAUGCAAAAUAUAGAUUUUCCGAAUAUUCUCUUGAUAUCAAAAUCGCUUCAAGAAUCAUAUGAACUAUCGACAACAAAAUAUGUAGGCAUUUAUAACCAAACUGAAAGAAUCCAUUUGAAUACAUGGUUCGGAAAUGAAACUUUCCUACUAGAUAAUGAUUUAUUUCCAGAUAAAAUAACCAACAUGCAAGGAAGAAGUUUAAGAACAGUUGCUUUCAAUUAUAAACCAUAUGCAAUUUGGAGAAGAGUAGAGUCCGGCGGUAAUGCAGCCUACUGGGAUGAAGGACCAGAAAGUUUUGGCACAGUGCAUAUUGAUGGUACCGAAUUAAGGGCUUGCUUGGAAUACUGCGAAAUAUAUAAUUGUACCGUCAGUUUAAUCGCAGUGGAUGAAGAAGAAUGGGGCGAGAUAUACGACAAUGGCACAGGCACAGGAAUUUUAGGAACUUUGGCCGAAGGCAGGGCAGACAUUGGUGUAUCUGCUCUUUAUACCUGGUAUCAUGAAUAUGGAUUUUUAGACUUAUCAUUGCCUAUGGUUCGUACUGGUAUUACAGUUAUAGCUCCAGCUCCGAGGUUACAACCAGGCUGGUUAACUCCAGUGAGACCGUUUUCCCUAAAGAUGUGGCUGGGUGUUCUUAUAUCACUUACUAUAUCAAUUCUCAUGUCAUACAUUGUGGAUAAAAUAAAUCGUGUUCCAAAUGCUAAUAUUGAGAACGAAACAUUUGUUGUGAUUAGAUAUUUAUUGCUUCAACCCCCACAUGAUGCAAACAGCGUAAGAUACAACAGUUAUAUCAGAUACAUAACAGCAGCAGUGUUGUUGUUGUGUCUCAUGUUGUCAAAUGCUUAUGGAGGAAGAUUAUCUGCCGUCAUGACUAUACCUGUAUACGGCCCGCCUAUAGAUUCUGUCCAAGAUUUAUCCUCCAGAAAUAUGGAAUGGGGUGCUACAUCUGAUGCGUGGAUUUUUUCAAUACUAUCAGCUGAUGAGCCUGAACUAAUUCACAUCGUUAGCAUGUUUAACGAUCUUCCAGAAAAAAAACUGGAAGAAAAAUUGGGUUCUCCAAAUUUUGCUUUCAGUGUGGAAAGACUACCCGCAGGUCAUUUUGCAGUAGGUGAAUACGUUAAAGAAGAAUAUAUAGACGGUUUGAGGUUGAUGAAAGAAGAUAUUUAUUGGGAACAAUAUGUGGCUAUGAUGCCUAAAAGUUCGCCAAUAUUAGAUUCUUAUAACAUGCAUAUUUUGAGAACGUUGGAAACUGGACUACCUGCCGUUUGGGAAUCUCAGGGUUUAUGGAAUGUAACUGCGGCUAGAUCAGCUUCUUGUAGGGACUGGUAA